This is a messenger RNA of Chelonus insularis, 684 nucleotides long. RefSeq names its product NPC intracellular cholesterol transporter 2 homolog a-like. The transcript is spliced from 4 exons. Gene Ontology annotation, biological process: intracellular cholesterol transport. Gene Ontology annotation, molecular function: sterol binding. The coding region runs from base 58 to 507 and encodes 149 amino acids. The record is from RefSeq and is a predicted model, not a curated record. NCBI's taxonomy places the organism in Eukaryota, Metazoa, Arthropoda, Insecta, Hymenoptera, Braconidae.
AAUUAUCCUUUCCAGCUAUCGCGACUUCAAUACCCGUCGAGACGUCUAACGAACAACAUGUAUCGAAGUAUUCUUUGUCUUCUGCUGUGCUCAGCGGUGUUAGUACAGGGUGUAAUAAACGACUGUGGAUCCAAAGUUGGUUCAUACACCAAUAUCAGUAUCACUAAUUGCAAACCUGAAGCCUCAACAUGUAUUUUAAAGCGAGGAAAAGUUGUAACAAUUUCUAUUACUUUUAACGUUGAUAGAGAUAUUAAAGAAGUAAAUGCAGAGGUCCAUGGAAUAAUUGCUGGUGCAGCACUUCCAUUCCCAUUUAGUCAGAAAGAUGCAUGCUCUAAGUCUGGCCUUUCUUGUCCUCUCAAAAAGGAUAAUGGGCCAUACACUUAUAGUGCGACAUUGAACAUUCUACCCAUUUAUCCUCCGCUCAAGGUCAUCGUCAAAUGGGAACUUAAGGAUGAGAAUGGUGACGAUAUCGUUUGUGCUUUGAUCCCAUCAGAAAUUAAGCUUUAGAACUUAAGAAGAUAAAAUUAUAUACAGGGGAAUUUUCUUUUAAAUUUAUGUAAAUGAUCAAAAAAUUUUUUAAAGAAAUUGGAAAAUAUGAUGUGUAUUUGUAAUGUAAGUUUUUUAUAACAACGAUAUUGAACAAAUUUGAAUGUCAAAUAAAUAAAACACAUAUUUAGUAUUUAA